AUGGAGGAGAACGAGGUGGAGAGCAGUAGCGAUGCGACCCCUGGGCCUGGCCGGCCCGAGGAACCGUCCGAGAGUGGCCUGGAUGUGGGCACCUCGGAAGCCAUUUCGGCCGACAGCAGCGACGCCGCGGCCACCCCAGGGCCUGUAGAGGCUGACGAAACGGGAGUCGGGCAAAGCUCGGACCGUGGCAGCUCUCAGGAGGAGGUGUCUGAGAGCAGCUCCAGCAUGCAUCCCCUGCCCCAUGGCUACCUCCCAGACUCAUCUUCUGUGUCCCACGGUCCUGUGACAGGGGUGACAGGUAGCCCCCUAGCCCUGGUACACUCCAGCGCACUCCCAGAGCCCGCCAUGCUGGUGUCCGACUGCGCAGCCUCUUCCUCAGACCUGGGCUCAGCCAUCGACAAGAUCAUCGAGUCCACCAUCGGGCCAGACCUCAUCCAGAGCUGCAUCACUGUGACCAGCGCUGAGGAUGGUGGGGCCGAGACCACUCGCUUCCUGAUCCUUCAGGGCCCAGAUGAUGGCGCACCCCUGGCAUCGCCGAUGUCCAGUUCCACACUGGCCCACAGCCUGGCAGCCAUCGAGGCUCUGGCUGAUGGACCCACAUCCACAUCCACAUGCCUGGAGCCGCUGCAGGAGGCGCAGGGUGGACCCAGCUCCCCAACAACUCAGCCUCCUCCAGGCCCUGGUACCGAUGAGCCAGACCUGCAGAGCCUGGAGGCGAUGAUGGAGGUGGUGGUGGUGCGGCAGUUCAAGUGCAAAAUGUGCCAGUAUCGGAGCAGCACCAAGGCCAUACUGCUGCGGCAUAUGCGCGAGCGACACUUCCGCCCAGCAGCAGUGGCAGCAGCCAAUAAGAAAGGACGUCUGCGGAAGUGGGGUGCCUCGGCCAAGGCCCAGGAGGAGGAGGGUCCUGAGGAGGAGGAGGAUGACGACAUUGUAGAUGCUGGCGCCAUUGACGACCUAGAAGAGGACAGUGACUACAAUCCAGCUGAGGAUGAGCCCCGUAGCCGACAGCUUCGGCCCCAGCGCCCUGUCCCCAGUACCCCGAGACCGCGAAGGAGACCUGGCCGACCCCGGAAGCUGCCUCGCCUGGAGACCUCAGACCUCCCAGAUGGUGUGGUAGGAGAGCCGCUGGUGAGUUCCCAGAGCGGACAGAGACCCCCAGAGCCGCAGGACCCCGAGCCUCCCAGCUCCUCAGGCCCCGGACACCAGGCAACCCAGGCUACAGCUGGGAGAGUCCCCAGGGAACCCACCGUGAACCAGUCGGAUACAGAGAACGCAGCCCCCUCUAGCCAGGAUGAGCCUGAAGUCCCACCACGUCGCCGCGGCCGGCCCUCCCGGCGCUUCCUCGGCAAGAAAUACCGCAAAUACUAUUACAAGUCACCCAAACCGCUGCUGAGGCCCUUCCUGUGUCGCAUUUGCGGCUCCCGCUUCCUGUCUCACGAGGACCUGCGUUUCCACGUCAACUCCCAUGAGGCCGGCGACCCCCAGCUCUUCAAGUGUUUGCAGUGCAGCUACCGCUCCCGCCGCUGGUCCUCGCUCAAGGAGCACAUGUUCAACCACGUGGGCAGUAAACCCUACAAGUGUGAUGAGUGCAGCUACACCAGUGUCUACCGGAAGGACGUCAUCCGACACGCAGCUGUGCACAGCCGGGACCGGAAGAAGAGGCCAGAUCCGACCCCGAAGCUGAGCUCUUUCCCCUGCCCCGUGUGUGGCCGUGUCUACCCCAUGCAGAAGAGGCUCACGCAGCACAUGAAGACACACAGCACCGAGAAGCCCCACAUGUGUGACAAGUGUGGAAAAUCCUUCAAGAAGCGCUACACCUUCAAGAUGCACCUGCUCACGCAUAUCCAGGCUGUCGCCAACCGCAGAUUCAAGUGUGAGUUCUGUGAAUUUGUCUGUGAGGACAAGAAGGUCCUGUUGAACCAUCAGCUGUCCCAUGUCAGCGACAAGCCCUUUAAGUGCAGCUUCUGUCCCUACCGUACCUUCCGAGAGGACUUCCUGCUGUCCCAUGUGGCUGUCAAGCACACAGGUGCUAAGCCCUUCGCCUGUGAGUACUGCCACUUCAGCACGAGGCACAAGAAGAACCUGCGUCUACACGUGCGGUGUCGUCAUGCCAGCAGCUUUGACGAGUGGGCUCGGCGCCACCCCGAGGAGCCCCCCUCCCGCCGCCGCCCCUUCUUCUCUCUGCAGCAGAUUGAGGAACUGAAGCAGCAACACAGCUCGGCCCCUGGGCCGCCCUCCAGCCCUUCCAGGCCUUCUGAGGUUCGCUCAGAAGCAUCACCUCUCCAAUCACCUGAGCCCACACCGCUGCUCUGUUCUGAUGCCCUAAGUGGUGCCACCAUCAUCUACCAGCAGGGAGCUGACGAGUCAACUGCAGUGGCCACCCAGACAGCCUUAGAUCUGCUGCUGAACAUGAGCGCCCAGCGGGAAUUGGGGGGCGCUGCUCUGCAGGUGGCUGUCGUGAAGUCUGGGGAUGUGGAAGCAGAGUUAGCGCCCUCUGGUGGGCAGCCCUCCCCAGCGGGGGCUGCUCCGCAGGUAGUGACCCUGCACGUGGCAGAGCCCGGGAGCAGCAUGUCAGCCGAGAGCCAGCUAGGCACCCCAGACCUACAGCAGAUCACCCUGGCAUCUGGGUCAUUUGGGGGGUCUAGCUACAGUGUCAUCACGGCACCCCCCAUGGAGGAAGGGACAUCAGCUCCUGGCACCCCUUACAGUGAGGAGCCCCCCGGGGAGGCAGCCCAGGCUGUGGUGGUGAACGAGGCCCUGAAGGGAGCUGGCACGCACUACAUCAUGGCAGCCGAUGGCACCCAGCUACACCACAUUGAGCUGGCCGCUGAUGGCUCCAUCUCCUUCCCGAAUACUGAAGCCCUGGCCUCGGGCACCAAGUGGCCCCUGCUGCAGUGUGGGGGGCUGCCCAGAGACGGCCCUGAGCCCCCGUCUCCAGCCAGGACCCACCGAGGCGGGGACCUCCAGGCCGCCGCCUCCCCGUCUCCUGCAACCAACAAAGCACUGGGCCUCGGAGUGCCCCCGUCCCCACCGUCUGCAGCUGCUGCCACGUCAAAGAAAUUUUCUUGCAAGAUCUGUGCUGAGGCCUUCCCUGGCCGAGCCGAGAUGGAGAGUCACAAACGGGCCCAUGCUGGGCCUAGUGCCUUCAAGUGUCCCGACUGCCCCUUCAGUGCCCGCCAGUGGCCCGAGGUCCGGGCCCACAUGGCGCAGCACUCGAGCCUGCGGCCCCACCAGUGCAACCAGUGCAGCUUCGCCUCCAAGAACAAGAAGGACCUGCGGCGGCACAUGCUGACCCACACCAACGAAAAGCCUUUUGAGUGUCGCCUCUGUGGGCAACGGUUCAACCGUAACGGGCACCUCAAGUUCCACAUCCAACGUCUGCACAGUCCUGAUGGCAGGAAGCUAGGGGCUCCUCCAGCCAGGACCCCCACUCAGACCAUCAUCCUCAACAGCGAUGAGGAGACGCUGGCCACACUCCACACAGCCCUCCAGUCCAGUCAUGGGGUCCUGGGUCCAGAGCGGCUGCAGCAGGCACUGGGUCAGGACCACAUAAUUGUGGCCCAGGAACAGACAGUGACCAACCAGGAGGAAGCCACCUAUAUCCAGGAGAUCACCACAGCCGACGGCCAGACUGUACAGCACCUGGUAACUUCUGACAACCAGGUGCAGUACAUCAUCUCCCAGGAUGGGGUCCAGCAUCUGCUUCCCCAGGAGUACGUCGUGGUCCCUGAGGGACAUCACAUCCAGGUACAGGAGGGCCAGAUCACACACAUCCAGUACGAACAAGGGACCCCGUUCCUCCAGGAGUCCCAGAUCCAGUAUGUGCCUGUGUCCCCGGGCCAGCAGCUUGUCACACAGGCUCAACUGGAGGCCGCAGCACACUCGGCUGUCACAGCUGUGGCCGAUGCUGCCAUGGCCCAGGCCCAGGGCCUGUUCAGCUCGGAGGAGACGGUGCCGGAGCACAUUCAGCAGCUGCAGCACCAGGGCAUCGAGUACGACGUCAUCACCCUGACUGAUGACUGA
This is a messenger RNA of Chrysochloris asiatica (Cape golden mole), 4023 nucleotides long. It is a transcript of the gene ZNF335, whose product is annotated as zinc finger protein 335. Gene Ontology annotation, molecular function: RNA polymerase II cis-regulatory region sequence-specific DNA binding. Bases 1 to 4023 code for a protein of 1340 amino acids. Gene Ontology annotation, biological process: regulation of gene expression; positive regulation of neurogenesis; brain development. The record is from RefSeq and is a predicted model, not a curated record. Gene Ontology annotation, cellular component: nucleus. The transcript is spliced from 27 exons. NCBI's taxonomy places the organism in Eukaryota, Metazoa, Chordata, Mammalia, Afrosoricida, Chrysochloridae.